AUGGGCGAGAUGGUCGUGGCCGGGUAUGGCAUGGACAAGGCUCUGCGGGCCAGCGUCAGCUUCGACACGCCAUGCGGCGCGCUGCUGCGCGAGCUUGAGCAAAUAUGGACAGAGAUUGGGGAGCGUGAACAAGAUAAAGAUCGCAUGUUCCUUGAACUGGAAACAGAGUGCAUGCGUGUGUACCGUCGAAGUGCUUGGGAUGGAUUUUGCAAAGACUGUAAAGAGGUCCACCCAAGUUUGCAUGGAGCCAACUCUGAAAAUUCAACAAAUAUUAGUGAUAGAACUCUUGAAGGUCUUACUCAGACUAUCCUGAAGCUCAAAGCAGAAAAGAAGACAAGAGUUUUAAAGUUGCAAGAGACUGUAGAAAAACUUCACAAGUUAUGGAAUCUGAUGGAGUCAACUGAACAAGAGAGGAUUAACUUCUCUGAAGUAGCUGCUGUUCUUGGAUCUACUGAGGAAGAGAUCAAUUCUCCAGGCAUUCUACUGAAGAGGAAGUCGAAAAGGCUAACUAUACAAAAAGCUAGUAGAAUGAAGGAGCUUGUUCUCAAGAAAAGGUUUAGUGGAUCCUGCGAACUCCUUUCCAGCAUUGAAGUACAAAUAACAAAAGCAAAUGAAGAGUCCUUAACGAGGAAAGAUAUCAUGGGAGAGUGGAUAAAUGGCUAUCAGCUUGUGAUGAAGAGACUUGGCUUGAGGAAUAUAACCAAGGAUGAUAAUAGGUACAGUGCUGGCAGGGGUGCCCACUUGAAUCUCAAGCGUGCAGAAAAGGCAAGGAUAACUGUCCAAAAGAUUCCAAGAAUAUUGAAUUUGCAUGUGAAGGUCCGUUUGGUUGCCAUUUUGGAAGAGCAGAAACUCAGAAGGGCACAAAGGGAGGAAGACAAGAGACGCUACCGGGACCAGAAGAAGCUGCAGAGUUUAUUGCUUAAGGAGAAGGAGUUGAUUUUUGGGUCCAAACCUAGUCCUAAAAAGACAAGCAGCUUCAAUAGGAGGACAAGCAACCACCAUCCAAAUUCAAAUGGCGCUGGAUUCAUGACUCCGGUGCCACGCCGAGUUUCAGCUGGCAGUGCCACCCCAGAGCUUCUAACCCCACGCUCAUAUUCUGGCCGGUACAACUACUACUUCAAGGAGAACAGGCGUCUGACAACCGCACCGCUAAACUUCUCAGUCGGUUCCAAGGAGGAUAGCAUGUCAUCCUUUGCAUCCAUUAGUGGCUCGGAACCUGAUUCGCCAUUGUUUUUGCACUAA
This is a messenger RNA of Miscanthus lutarioriparius, 1242 nucleotides long. The record is from the annotation of a GenBank genome assembly. Lineage: Eukaryota; Viridiplantae; Streptophyta; Magnoliopsida; Poales; Poaceae.